Molecule: messenger RNA, 4049 nt
Organism: Antechinus flavipes (yellow-footed antechinus)
Lineage: Eukaryota; Metazoa; Chordata; Mammalia; Dasyuromorphia; Dasyuridae
Gene: OTUB2
Product: OTU deubiquitinase, ubiquitin aldehyde binding 2
Exons: 6
Coding region: 176-883 (235 amino acids)
Biological process (GO): negative regulation of double-strand break repair; protein K48-linked deubiquitination
Cellular component (GO): nucleus
Molecular function (GO): cysteine-type deubiquitinase activity; ubiquitin binding
Source: RefSeq, a predicted model, not a curated record
GGGACACUGUGAAGAUCUCACCUCUUGUUUGCUGAGCGGUCGGGUGUAUUGCUCUACACUCCGCACCCCCAGGGGCCCCCGACCGGUCUGAACUGGAGAUAUCUUUCUGUGGCGCCCUCCCGCGCCGGAUCUCCUUCUCCCUGGGGCGGGACGAUUUCCAGAGGCUCCGGUCAUUAUGAGUGAAUCAUCCUUUAAUUUAAUAUCUGAGAAAUGUGACAUCUUAUCGAUUCUUUGUGACCAUCCCGAAAAUAGGAUUUACCAGAGGAAAAUUCAGGAACUCAGCAAAAGAUUUUCUGCUCUACGAAAAACAAAAGGAGAUGGGAAUUGCUUUUACCGAGCCUUAGGUUAUUCCUAUUUAGAAUCACUAAUUGGAAACAGCAGGGAAAUUCUCAGGUUUAAGGAACGUGUACUACAGACCCCAAAAGACCUUUUAGCUGCUGGCUUUGAAGAACACAAAUUCAGAAACUUCUUUAAUGCAUUUUACAGCUUGGUUGAAAUGGUGGAGAAGGAUGGUUCUGUUUCCAACUUGCUGAAGGUUUUCAAUGACCAGAGUUUUUCGGAUAGAAUUGUCCAAUUCCUUAGGCUUCUUACUUCUGCAUUCAUCAAGAACCGGGCAGAUUUCUUCAGGCAUUUUAUUGAUGAGGAGAUGGAUGUCAAAGACUUCUGUGCUCAAGAAGUGGAACCCAUGGCCACGGAGUGCGACCAUGUUCAAAUCACCGCUCUGUCUCAGGCGCUGAACAUCCCUCUUCAAGUUGAAUAUGUGGAUGAAAUGGACACCGCACUGAACCACCAUGUAUUUUCCGAGGCUGCCUGCCCGUCAGUUUAUCUACUUUAUAAAACAUCACACUACAACAUACUUUAUGCAGCUGAUAAAGUGGGUUAAUUUUAGGCCCUAUGGUGUAGAGUGUGAAACGACAGGACUACAUUCUUAUAGAGCAUUCUGGGUUUUUUUUUUUUUAAUGAUUUAGAUGUUUCAUUAGCUAGAAGAAAAUGUACAGCCUUUGGGGGCUCAUCACUUACAACAUGGCCAGGUUCUGUGUUGAUAUGUGAUACCGAUUAACCAGCAGAAAGGCUGUUUUUUUUUUUUUACCUCAUCUAGAUCAUCUGUCAUUGACUGACUUCUGAUAACUUAAUAGUGUUUGUUUUGGCUAUGGACCAAAUGUUUUCCACUUCUGAUUGGGUAAGUGGUAUGAGAAAAGAACACUUGACCAGCAAUCAGGAGACCUGGUUAGGAAUCCUGGCUCUGCCACUCACUCAAUGCCCAGUCUUUAACAAGUCAUUGGCUCUCUGGAGCUUAGUAUUUGCAUCUGUAAAAUGGAGCAGGGUGGGUGAGUAAGCAGAUGUUGAAGAUCUCAUUUUUUUCUAUUAAUAUUAUGUGGACUACAGCUGUUCACCAAAGGUAAUCCUUCACAAUAAGAGACAGGGAAAAUUGCUUCCACAUACAAUGUUUUGAUCACUAGAGUCCCCAUUGGAGCCAUCAGGUAGGAUUAGCAACCUACCUGAAAUCAUAUAGGCUGAGAUCUGGAAGUUCUUGUCCUGGGACCUGUAGUUAGAUUUCAGGGGGGGUUGAGAAUUUGAAUGAAAAAACUAUUGCGUCUUUAUUUUUACCAACCUGUCACUGAAAUUUAGCAUUUCCUUCAAUUUAUCCUUUAUUACUCUUAUUCUGAGAUUAGUUCUGUGUGCUCCAACAGACUGCCCAAAAAGGUACAGAAUCUCUGCACUUGGACCAAAUCUCUCAUUUUGUAGAUGAGAAAACUGAGGCCCAGAAGAGUAAAAUGACUUGCUCAAUGCAAAAAAGGGCAGAGUAGAAUGUAAACCCAGCAAAGUUGCCUAAUGCCAAAGUCUGAGCUUUUCCCCACUGACUGGUUAGUGAUCAUUGAAUGGCUAGCUCAAUCAGGAGGAAUCUCUGAGCAUCCUAUGUAUACAUCAUAGUCUGUAUGAACAGAAGAAAUUGGGCUUGUGGUGGCGUCUGCUAAGCUAGACUUUUCUUGCCUCUUCGACAAUGAAUAUGUUUUGAUUUGAAAAUCAGCUAGAAAGUACAAUGAAGUGCUGUGCUCUUACUAGGCCCAAUGAAUCCAGAUUUCCAGGGGCAAUUGAGUCAAAAACCCCCCAUUUCUAUAGCCUCAUCAACCCAGAACUAAUUUGGUUUGUUUCUAAGUCCUGCUCAUUAGUAUAGGACUGUUAAUCCUGUGGUGGCCCUUAGAGAUCAUCAUAUCCAUUGCUCUCAUUUUACAUGAGGAAACUAAAAAGACAUAAAGUGAUGUUUGCCCAAGGUCCUACAGCUAGUGUCUGAGUCAGAAUUUGAAUCCAGUUCUUCCAGACUCUUAGUCCCCAAUGCCCCUGUGCCUCUGAAAUAAAGCAGCCAUCAUUCUCAGGCAGUCUUCUCUCUAACUACUAACUGAGAAAAGAUGAAAUCAGACCCUUUAGCCCCCUUACUUUUUCUGGCUUAAGAAAUUGAAGCAAACCAAUGAAAAAUAGUGAAGAGGCAGCUAGGUACAGCUGCAUAUGCACUGGGCCCAAAAUCAAGAAGAUUUGAGUUCAAAUCCAGGCUCAAACACUUUAUAGCUAGGAUAAGUCACUUAAUCUCUGCCUGCCUCAGUUUUCUCAACUAUAAAAUGGAAAUCAUGAUAGCACCUACCUCCCAGGAUUGUAUAAAUGAGAAAAUUAUCUGUAAACUGUUUAUUAUAGUGCCUGACACAUAGUAGGUGCUAUAUAAAAUGCUAGUUAGAAAAGGGGGUGGGGAACAACAUUGGACAGACAAAAUUACACCACUAAAGCUAGUAAUUUACAUGGGACUCAUGUUGCCUGUAAAUUACAGGUAGCCAUUAGGAAAACACUGAUUUAGGUUCACAGCCUCCAAUAGUUGGAAGAAUACUAAAAUGUGGAGUCAGAGACACUGAGUUCAAAUUUUGCCCCUUCCUUUAUAUGCUUAGGCAAAUCAUUUCACUUCUGGGCCCAUUUCCUCGUUUGUAAAAAGAAAGGGUUAUACACUAGAAUCUCACAGGAUAAUUUUUGGUUUUGUUUCUUUUUACAAGUUUUUUUUUCUUUGUAUGUUUAACUCUACAUUCUAUGAAAUUGUGUGUAAUUAUCAAGUUUUCUUCCUGUCCCACUUUUUAUACAACCAAGAAGAAAACUAGGUUGGGGGAGGGGGAGGGCAUAGGAAGAGGGAGACUGGGGAACAAAGUAGGAAUGAACAACUAAGUGAAAACACCAGCUCUUCUGAUAGGCACUGCUAACAAUUCUGCAUUCUUCUGAAGGAAAAGAGGAAGACUUGAGAUAACAUCAAAGGACAAUUCUACACUAAUUCUAAAAUUCACAGUCUUCCUCUCUCAGGUUCCAUUUCUAAAGGGAUUUUAGGGAUCUGUUGGUGCUACUGUUUAUGUCAUUGCUUAAAAAAACAAAAGUUUACUGUUUACAAGUAUAGUGCCAAGCUUUCAACACUUGUUUGAAAACAAUGUUCUACUUUCAUUAAAACAUUAGGCUUCUUAAGUAAAAGAAAAUGUGUUUGAAUUUCACAUGGGAAGCUCAGGUUCAAUCAACUCUUGCAAAUUCAUGGCACAGGAAUUUAAUGAUUGUUAAUCAUAGUGAACAGGACUCUGAUCCAUGAAUAUAUUAACUGCUGUACCCUGUUUUCUGGACACCAUUGCUUUUAUUUGUAUGUUAAAAUGUUGUAAUAAUGAGAGAAAACAUCCUUUGAUGGAUACAUAGUGCCUAAUACAUAGUAGGGUGCUUAAUAAAUGUUUAUUGACUAUCAGCUAUUAUUGAUAAGAUUUUCCAAUAUGAUUUUUCACUGCCCGUUCCACAGAUUAGCAUUGUAUUUAUCCAUCUCAGGUAGUGGGGGAAAAAUAUCCUUUGAUGGAUUCAGAGUGCCUAGCACACUGUUUAAUGUGUUUAAAUGUUAAAUUAUGUUUAAUAACUAUCAACUAUGGGAUCUUCCAACAUUUAUUUUUCACUGCCCAUUCCACAGACUAGCAUUGUAUUCCACCAUCUUGGGGAAAUGGAGCCAAAUGAUCUGAUUCAUCUAAAUAAAUGUUUAAUUUACUGAAGUA